Coffea arabica (coffee) is the source of this 1305-nucleotide messenger RNA. The record is from RefSeq and is a predicted model, not a curated record. NCBI's taxonomy places the organism in Eukaryota, Viridiplantae, Streptophyta, Magnoliopsida, Gentianales, Rubiaceae.
AUGAGUUUCAAAACUCGGCAUGCAACCAUUGAAAGGCUUUUGGCUUGUGGGAUUUGCCAAAAACUUGUUAGGGAUUGCACUACAAUUGACGAGUGUUGCCAUACUUUUUGCAAGAAGUGCAUAACCGGAAAGAUCACUGAAGAAAACUUGCGCAACUGUCCAGAGUGCAACAUAGAUCUUGGUGGUGCUCCGUUGCAGAGGCUCAAGCACGACUAUCGUUGGCAAAGUAUAAGAAACAAGUAUGUCAGCAUAAAAAAAUUAGCGAAACCAAAAGUGGAGGAUGUUGCUCGUGAAGCCAAGAACCAUGUUGAUAAUCCUCCAGUGAACCAAGUGGCUUCAGAAUUGCCUAUUGUCGAUAGAAAAGGAAAAGGUAAAGUUUAUCAACUGCCAAAUGAAUCAGUGGAAACUGAAACUGAGCCUGAUGUUGAGCUAUUGUCCACUAGAAGAAAGGAGAAAUCCGUUUCUUCUUUAGUUGGUCGAAUUGAAACUUCAAACACAAUUGCUCCACCUACCCAUCAAAAAAGGAAAUACACUAGAAAAAAGCCUAUUCCUUCCUGGGGGGCUUCUCUAUCUAGUAUGAGUUCUACUCAAGAAGACGAAAAUCGUUCUCAAAUCUCAAGUAAUCCGAAUCCUUUUGCUGCCUCUGAGCCCUUAAAGAAACAAGUGGCACAUAAUAGCCAAGAGCGUAGAGGGGAACCUCCGAAAGAAAUGAAUGACUUGCUGAAAUCCCUAGAUGGCUCAGUUGAAGUCGUAACAAAAUCCAGACGUAGGAGGUCUUCUGCCAAAAAAAUGGUUGCAUCUGAAAUCAAAAUAGGUGAAUCACAUGGCAUAGGAUCAGCUUCUCUAGCUGCUAGUCCAAAAAAAUAUAGAAAAGGACGCCCAAGAAAACAAGACAAAAAUGGUCUCGCUGAGGAUCUGAAUAUUCCCACCCAAAUUGUGGUUGAUUCUUCGAGUGUUUGUGGAAGAAAGAACCAAGUUUGGUUCCAACUUGUUGGUUGUAAGAAGCAGGAAAGUUGUGGCAUUUUACCUUCAAUGCCUCCUCAAUAUCUAAGGGUUCAGGAUGUCAACAUGCCUGCUAGAUUCAUCAAGAAAUACCUGGUGGUGAAGCUGGGCCUUCAAAGUGAAGAUGAGAAAAAGGUGGAGAUUAGUAUGAGAGGUCAACAAAUUCAUCCAGAAAUGCGACUGCAUCAACUUGUAGAAAUGUGGAUUAAGACAUUAAGAAAACCAGAAAGGAAGAAAGCUGUAACAGUGGGUAGUUCAGGCAAAGAUUUUGUAAUGGUUUUCAUAUAUAGUUUGCAGUUGUAG